AGCAUUCUCCGUAAUUUUGUGAGCACAACCUCAGCACAUGGGUUCCAUUGGUCAGUAGAUUCCAGAACUAAAUGGGAACAAAUAUUCUGGUUUAUUUUGGCCACUUCACUCACAACAACCGCCAUAGUCAUGUCUUGGAAUCUUUUCGAGAAGCAGAGAACAUCUCCCACCCAAACAUCUCAGUUCGAGAUUGUUCAAGGAAAUCCUAUUACUGGAAUACCUUUCCCGGAUUUUAUACUUUGUGAUCCCAAUCCAUUCAAUAUUCACAAGGCCCAAGAAAAUAAUGUGAGUGUACAGCUUUUGUCCUAUCUAACAAAUUAUCUCUACAUUUCAAUAGAUAGUAAAAUGCAAUGGACUGAGAAUAUGACAGCCGAUCUAGAAGCUGAAUAUAAAGAAACUAUUCAAAGAUUUGACAAUGAUCCUAUCCUGCUACUAGAUGCUGUUACUAAGGAGCAUUCUCGUUUCUUGAAAAAUCUAUAA
Eurytemora carolleeae is the source of this 480-nucleotide messenger RNA. RefSeq lists its product as uncharacterized. Bases 130 to 480 code for a protein of 116 amino acids. NCBI's taxonomy places the organism in Eukaryota, Metazoa, Arthropoda, Copepoda, Calanoida, Temoridae. The record is from RefSeq and is a predicted model, not a curated record. The transcript has 4 exons.